GAUGGAUCCUUUGAUGCCCAUUUCGCUGCUGAGGAAACUGAAUCCCAAAGAUAUCAAAUGACUCGCUGAAGGGACCAACAUAGGAGAAGAGCUGUGAACAGAGAUCUGAGUUAGCCAGACUCCCUGCUCUGUACCAGAAAGCCCACUAGUGGGCAGUGUUUGAACCUGCUCCACGGAUCAAAUAACAUUUGGGCUGAUUAACAAAAGACAUGCGAGUGGGAAGGUGUCAGAAGCCAGAGUGUGGAAAUUUACCCAAGGUUGCUACUCUGGGGAAGCUCAGUCUGAAAGAUGCUGCAAGUAGGGGAGUCUUGGAUCUAAAUGGAAAUGGAAUGGGGAACCAAGCAGAGAGCAGUGAGUAUGAAGAGGUGAGAGAAGGUGCUGCCCAAGCUGCUCUCAUCCAAAGCUGUUGAAAGGAAGCUGAAUAUCCCAGGAUCUGCCCAGCAUUUAGUUCAUGAGUGCCAGUGUGAGCUACAGCUUAGCUUUCUCCAGCAUUCUCCACCGAUGCUAUCCUGCCUGCUUUGAGUUUAGACACUUGCAUGGAAGCCCCAAGAGUUUUUUGUGCCAGUCAAUGCCUUGAAUUUUGGGGGCAUGGGAAGAAGCCGCUGAGUAGCUGAAAGCUGAAUUACCACUAAGCUUUUGAAAACCUAAAGUCCUAAGGCAUCACCAAAACAGUCCCUGAAUUGCAGAGCAGAGGACCCUCUCCACUGGAACUCUUAUUUUGUAUUUAACAAAAGAUUUAAAAGGAGACUCCUUCUGAAUCUCUUACUUCAAGGACAGGAAAGAGACCCCAGCUAAAUGAUGGUAGUCCCACAGCACUGAGCUGAUGAUGGCUGAGAAGGGUGACUGCAUUGCCAACAUGUAUGGCUAUGACCUUGGCGGGCGCUUCAUUGACUUCCGACCCCUGGGAUUUGGUGUCAAUGGCCUAGUGCUUUCGGCCACAGACAGCCAGGCUUGUCGGAAGGUGGCAGUGAAGAAGAUUGCCAUGAGUGAUGCCCAGAGCAUGAAGCAUGCUCUACGGGAAAUUAAGAUCAUCCGCCGCCUGGACCAUGACAACAUUGUAAAGGUGUAUGAGGUCCUCGGACCCAAGGGUGCUGACCUUCAGGGGGAGCUUUUUAAGUUCAACAUGGCCUACAUUGUCCAGGAGUACAUGGAGACAGACUUAGCUCGCUUACUGGAGCAGGGCACACUGGCCGAGGAACAUGCCAAGCUGUUCAUGUACCAGUUGCUUCGUGGGCUCAAGUACAUCCACUCUGCCAAUGUGUUACACAGGGACCUGAAACCAGCCAACAUCUUCAUCAGCACAGAAGAUCUCGUGCUGAAGAUUGGUGACUUCGGCUUGGCGAGGAUUGUGGAUCAGCAUUAUUCUCACAAGGGUUAUCUUUCAGAAGGGCUGGUCACAAAAUGGUAUCGAUCUCCACGCUUGCUUCUCUCUCCCAACAACUAUACCAAGGCCAUAGACAUGUGGGCAGCUGGCUGCAUCUUGGCUGAAAUGCUCACAGGGAAGAUGCUGUUUGCUGGGAGUCAUGAAUUGGAACAGAUGCAGCUCAUCCUGGAGACAAUUCCUGUAAUCCGGGAGGAAGACAAAGAUGAGCUGCUCAGAGUGAUGCCCUCCUUCAUCAACAGCACCUGGGAAGUGAAAAAGCCACUGAGAAAGCUGCUCCCAGAAGUCAACAGUGAAGCUGUUGACUUUCUGGAGAAGAUCCUGACCUUCAACCCCAUGGACCGAUUAACAGCAGAGAUGGGCCUGCAGCACCCCUACAUGAGCCCAUACUCAUGCCCAGAGGAUGAGCCUACUUCCCAGCAGCCCUUCCGAAUUGAGGAUGAGAUUGAUGACAUCUUGUUGAUGGCAGCCAACCAGAGCCAGCUCUCCACCUGGGACAGGUAUCAAGUCAGUCUGUCCUCUGAUCUGGAAUGGAGGCAGGACAGAUACCUUGAAACAAGUGAGGUGCAGCGUGAUCCCCGUGCAGGCUCCGAGUCAAUAGUAGAAGAGGUCCAGGUGGACCCACGAAAAUACUCCCAGAGUAGCUCGGAACGAUUCCUGGAGCAGUCUCACUCGUCCAUGGACCGGGUGUUUGACUCUGACUGCGGGCGGUCCUGUGACUACAAGGUGGGAUCACCAUCCUACCUGGAUAAGUUACUGUGGAGGGACAACAAGCCCCAUCACUACUCUGAGCCGAAGCUCAUCUUAGACCUGUCCCAUUGGAAGAAGACAGCCAUCGCUCCAGCCACUGAGCUCUCCCUAGAGGAGGAGCCAUCCAACCUCUUCCUAGAGAUUGCACAAUGGGUAAAGAGCACUCAGAGUGGCCUUGAGUGCCCCAGCCCACUCCCGGAGAUCCAGGAACGGAGCCUGCCCUCCUCACCCCAGCACCGCAAGGACCCCAAGGAGGGGAACCAUGGGGCUGACCCCCAAUUCGACUUGGAUGUCUUCAUUUCCAGGGCCCUGAAACUCUGCACCAAGCCUGAGGACCUGCCAGAUAACAAACUCAGCGAGAUCAAUGGGGCAUGUAUCUCAGAGCACCCCAGUGACAUCGUACAGACUGAACCCUAUCCGAAGGAGAGGUGGUGAAGCUGAAGGGUUUGCUAUUCAUGAACUUCACCCUUCUCCUCAGCUUGCUGGGCCACAGCCCUGUGGCAUUGCAGACCCAGGCCAAAGGGAAACAAUGGGUCACCCUUGUUCUUGGCAUGUCAGUCCUUUGCAACAGAGGGUGGAUAACCUACCCCAUACUUUUUAAUCAAAGACAAACAGCCCCCAGCCUCCUUUCUGAUGCCUUAGGGUUCACAGGACCCUUAAGGGAAUCAGGAAACACAAGUGAAAUAUUGAAUCUAUUAAACUGCCUUAAUGAUUGCGCCUUUUAACCUCUGGAAUCUGUUUUGAAUAUAAGUCUAGGGUAAUAAGCCUUUUGUACAGAACACUGGGCUAAUAAGUUUAUGAACACAUUCUUGGGGGUGAGGGCUUUGGGAGAAGGAAGAUGGGAGGGGGAAAAGAGAAGCCAUGGGAAGAAGGAAGCCUCCCAAAGAGAAGCAGACCCUGCCUGGUUCCUAAGGGAUGCAGUCCACAAACUCAAAGAAUAUCAGAGCCCAAAGGGACAUUUGAAAUUAUCUAGACCAAUCCCUUCCUUUGACAGAUGGGGAAACUGAGGUCCACAGAGGGAAGAUGACUUUCCAAGGGACUCAGGGUUAGUGGCAGAGCAGUGGCAGA
Molecule: messenger RNA, 3199 nt
Organism: Trichosurus vulpecula (common brushtail)
Lineage: Eukaryota; Metazoa; Chordata; Mammalia; Diprotodontia; Phalangeridae
Gene: MAPK4
Product: mitogen-activated protein kinase 4
Exons: 7
Coding region: 824-2566 (580 amino acids)
Biological process (GO): cell surface receptor signaling pathway; intracellular signal transduction; protein phosphorylation
Cellular component (GO): cytoplasm; nucleus
Molecular function (GO): MAP kinase activity; ATP binding
Source: RefSeq, a predicted model, not a curated record